Molecule: messenger RNA, 2612 nt
Organism: Electrophorus electricus (electric eel)
Lineage: Eukaryota; Metazoa; Chordata; Actinopteri; Gymnotiformes; Gymnotidae
Product: putative methyltransferase-like protein 24
Source: RefSeq, a predicted model, not a curated record
UGCUUGUCCAGCAAUGCGUGAUCCUUUCUCUUCAGUGCCCUGGAGCUGUGCAGUUUAUCAUAGAGGCUCCAGCUCUGUGUCUCGAUCUCGAUCACAUUACGCAACACUGCUUCAGAAGAGAGGCAUGGCUACCUGCAACAGUGGCGGAGUGAGGUGGCUUCUUCCUUCAGUAUUUAUGCUCGCUUUGUCGAUGUUCCUACUUCUCCAGCUAACCAUUAGUUUGAUACUACUGCGUACUUCGGCUGGACCCGAAGAUCCUGUUUUUACACUCAUCAGUAUAAAGGGGUUUGGGCGUACCGAUAAAUCGACGUGGUCCGAAGCAAGCGUCGCUGGACGACUGGGAAUGUGGGGCUUCGAGAGUGCGCCAGAACUUUUGGCUGAUGAAGAAUCCGCAGGACUAGGCGCAUACGCAGAUGAGAAUGAACUGAAUUCACGCCAGGUCACUGAAACAGGGCUGGUGCUUCAGCCAUGGGCAUCAGGACAACCCUCCUUCAGCACUGAGGUCCAGUGUCUCACCCAGUUCAUCACUACAGCAGAGGUGAACUUUUCAAGAUGGCAGCAUUCAGAUUGGUCUCAGCCUGCACAGGUGCUGGAAGGUUCUGUGGCUUUGUGCAUGAACCACUGGACUAGAGGCAGUAGCUGUGUGGCUUACUCCUUCAGUCUGGAUGGGAAAGACGCAGUGUUUCUGGAAUACACAUUAAAUAUGGGAUGUGAGGUACAUCACUUUGACCCUAGACAUCAGGUCAGACAUGUUAGUGGUUCUGUAUUUGGAUCCAUCCAGCACCAUCAAGCUUGGCUGGACUGGAGACACCCCCGCAGUCACUCUCACAGGGCAGCUUUGGGUACAGGGUCUUGUAGGCUUGUGGACAUCAUGAGCUCUUUGGGUCACAAAACGGUAGAUGUUCUCUGGGCAGACUUGGAGAGUGCAGAGUGGCGUAUGCUAGAGAGCUGGGUUCAGGAUGGAACGCUCAGAAGGAUCAGUCAGCUCAUUCUGACCAUACAUCUACAGUGGGCAGGAUUUGAAGUGGGUGGGACAGAUGUGAAAGUAGUGCGAUUCUGGUACAGUGUACUGAAUACACUCUACCGCUCAGGGUUCUUUCUCACCCACUUUACUUCUGGACCAGGACACACAGUAUUGAGACAUGAAUUUCCCAAUGCACACAGCUCAUACACACUCAACUGGAUCAGAACAGGUGAGCAACUCUGAAAGCCACCUGCAAAGUCCCUCAAACACAACACUCUGCAAGAACCACUUUGGAACAGUUAAGGGAAAACCAAGAAACUGCCUAAAGAGCCUCCAAACACACAUGCUGCUAAAAGAUCAUGUGCCUUUUUGUUCCUCUCAGACAUUGCAGUAUUCAUAGGUGCACUGAAAAAAACUUUGUUUUGCAUAUCAUGACCACUAGAUUUGAUACAAGCACAUAAAAGAGCAGGGUUCUCAUGUACAUCCUAAGUUUAUUGCUAUAUAUAGCAAACAGUACAGUAUGGAUAAAACAGAGAAGAGCCACAAGUCAAGAACCAAUUCAGAACCAUACUGUAUACAGACAGUACUUCCUGUUUCAAUAUACAGGAGCUGGACAAGGCAUUUUGAUAAAAUACCUUAAAGACAAUGCAUGUAGAACAAUUUAAGGACACAUUUUUGAUGAUGAAAGCCUCAACCUGAUCAGAUAAAGAUUAAUCGCAAACCAAAAGUCUGUUAAUGUUUUAAGUACAUUGCGUGAUAAUUUAAGAAUAAGGUCCAAGUUGGGUGUAAUUUGGAAACAAUGAAAAGUAUAAAAUAAGCAAUUUAUAGUGGCAAAUUAAACUUGUGAUAAAGCCAUACAUGUUAAAGGUUAUACAGAAAUGUGUUUACUUAUAAUCUGCCUCUUAUAGCCCAUGAAAAACUUGCUAGCACUCCAUUGACUACUCAUUAGGACUUUAUGCUUGUAGGGAAAUUUAUGAAAAUAGAUUAAAUACAAAGUGCACAAUGAAGUUUUGAGUUGUUAUUAUCCCUGAUUUCUACUUCUGAGAAAAUUUUGCAAAGUGUUCCCGAUAACUAUAGUUAAUUUAGUUUAAAUUUAUUCUGAAUGAAACUGGAUAAAUGUUGUGCCAAAUAUUUGAACUCCAUGUAUAAAUGAACAAUGAACUCCAUGUAUAAAUAAAUGCUUUGCUUCAGGUGCAUAAAGUUUCCUGCACACUGAUACAAGCAUUUUGUACUGUACACUGAAAUACCUUACUGCAAUAGAUUAGCAGUUUGUGGGCACACCUAGACUAGAUGCCCCUUUUGUUGCAUGGAAUCUUACUUUUCAACUGGAACUUCAUAUUUAAGUGCAUAAUGGUAAGUGGAACUGAUGUUUUAGGCUAAACGUUUUUGAUAAUUUGGUGUAUAAGUAUGGUAGACUUUCUUUUGUUUGUUCUUUGUGUGUGGUAUGAGGUGCCCUCUAGCGAUGGUUUGGAGAUACUGCCGUGUGUUUACCGAAUCUCGUGAUGUUAUAAAUUAUAUAGAGAGCUAAAAAGUGACCUUCAUUCAGUCCAUGCAGUAACUAUACAGGGUGUCUGGUUUGCAUAUACGUAUACCAGUGCAUAUACUUAAGCACAGAUUUGAGACCAACUAAAAUUCUAAUUGAAAUUAA